AUGGUAAUGGCCUUCGUUUUGCGUUUGUUUUUUAUACAAGUUGGAUUCACAGCUGUUACCACAAUUACUUAUUCGUGUUUAUCGAAUUCAACAUGUGGUUGUUCAGCAAGUUCAGCUAUUUUAACAAAAAUUAUUGGUGGUGAAGAGGCUGACAUAGAUGCUUGGGGUUGGGUUGUAUCUAUACGUAUAGGAAAUAAUCAUGUGUGUGGUGGUUCAUUAAUAUCUUCAACAUUAAUUUUAACUGCUGCUCAUUGUCUUAUGUCAAUAAAAUCAAUAGCAAAUCUUAAUAUUAAUGCUGGUUCAACUUAUCUAUCUAUUGUUCAUCAACGAAAAACAGUAUCAAGAAUUUAUAUUCAUCGAUAUUAUGAUUCAAAUACUUUUGUUAAUGAUAUAGCUAUAAUGCGCCUUUCAUCACCAGUAAAUAUAAAUGAUCGUUCGAUAGCUCUUAUUUGUUUACCACUAACUAAAACUAUUGAAUAUCCACCAAAAGAUGCAAGUGUUGUGGCUAUUGGUUGGGGUGUUUUAGCAUCAGGGGAUCAAGCUCCAUCUAAUGCACUUCAACAAGUUACAUUAAAAACAAUUUCAAAGACAAACAUUAAUUGUCGCAAAGCUAUUCAUAAUUCUACUAUUCAGUUUUGUUCUGCUGUUCAAGGAGGUGGAAAAGAUACAUGUCAAGGUGAUAGUGGUGGUCCAUUAAUGAUAUUUUCUAAUGGUCAAUGGAUAUUAGUUGGUAUAACAAGUUAUGGAAUUAGUUGUGCUUUAGCAGAUUAUCCUGGUGUAUAUACACGUGUUUCAUAUUACAUAGAUUGGAUAUCUUGUUUUAUAGCAAAUAAUAUAACUUGUAUUGAAAAUACAACUUUAAAACAAUAUUCUCUUUUAUCAGCGGGAUCAUCGAUAUUUUAUAAAAAUAUUUUAAUAGUUUUUAUUUGUUUGGUUAUAUGUAAACUACGCUUUCAUAGAUAA
This is a messenger RNA of Rotaria sp. Silwood2, 963 nucleotides long. The record is from the annotation of a GenBank genome assembly. Lineage: Eukaryota; Metazoa; Rotifera; Eurotatoria; Philodinida; Philodinidae.